GCAAACGACCAUGGUCCGUGCACUUCAAGGCCCCGCGAAAAGCAGCGCACAAAAUUAAUUCUCCCCAAAAUCAUAUCGAAAUCGUCAACCCGUGCCUUUGACAAGUUUCCGUUCAACCCAUCCACCUUGAACUACCGCCAAGAUGCCUCAAGAGGUCGCCGAUAUCAAGAAGUUCAUCGAGAUCUGCCGUCGGAAGGACGCCUCCUCCGCGCGGAUCAAGAAGAGCCAGAAGACCAACAACAUCAAGUUCAAGGUCCGCUGCCAGAAGCACCUCUACACCUUGGUUCUCAAGGACACCGACAAGGCCGAGAAGCUCAAGCAGAGCCUUCCCCCCAACCUGCAACUCACCGAUGUCUCCAAGAAGACCAAGAAGUCUGCUUAAGAAGGUGGUUUGAAUAACGGGUUUACUCUGGGUGUGGGAGGAUUUCACAUGCACGAAUGGGCGUCUCGGGAUACCUUGCAUUUCAUCAUGUGCU
Fusarium redolens is the source of this 476-nucleotide messenger RNA. Its product is annotated as ribosomal protein L38e. The transcript is spliced from 4 exons. Gene Ontology annotation, biological process: translation; protein-RNA complex assembly. Bases 143 to 382 code for a protein of 79 amino acids. Gene Ontology annotation, molecular function: structural constituent of ribosome. Gene Ontology annotation, cellular component: ribosome; cytosolic large ribosomal subunit. Lineage: Eukaryota; Fungi; Ascomycota; Sordariomycetes; Hypocreales; Nectriaceae. The record is from RefSeq and is a predicted model, not a curated record.